AUGCCCCGGGCGUGGGUGGUCGUUCUCGGGGAUCCCGGGUACACGAUAGAUCUGAUCGGACAGAGGGGGUCCCCAAUCCUAAACGAUCUCCAGGCCCACGUCAAGCACGGCCGCCUGCGCGUCACCUACCUCCCAGAGCCGCCUGCCGCGCUGGCGCGCUGCCCGCGGGCCCUCCGCCUCGUCCUCAAGGCUCUGCACCAGCUCCUCACCCUGGCCUGGCUGACAUUAUUCUCCCUUCCUCGCCCCGACGUCAUCCUGCUCCAGCUCCCUCCCGCAAUUCCCACCAUGGCGGUCCUGCGGGCGGCGGCCCUGCGCCACGGCGCCCGCCUCGUCUUCGACUGGCACAACUACGCUUACACGCUGAUGGGCCUGAGCAUGGGGCCUCGCCACCCCCUGGCAAGCUGUUGUUUGUUUUGGGGGUGGUGA
Molecule: messenger RNA, 426 nt
Organism: Auxenochlorella protothecoides
Lineage: Eukaryota; Viridiplantae; Chlorophyta; Trebouxiophyceae; Chlorellales; Chlorellaceae
Product: Chitobiosyldiphosphodolichol beta-mannosyltransferase
Exons: 3
Coding region: 1-426 (141 amino acids)
Cellular component (GO): endoplasmic reticulum
Molecular function (GO): mannosyltransferase activity
Source: RefSeq, a predicted model, not a curated record